AAACUUAAACGGCUGCCGGCCAACGGCUGUUGCUGCUUUGCUCUCUCGUCGGCGUGUGUACAUUUUUCGCGGCUCGUCGUUGGCGAAUAAAAAAGAAAGUGAAAAUAUUUAGACGUAGAAGUGCAAUAGUUUCUGAAAUACGUAUCAACAUCGAAGUGCUCGCGAUAAUACGAUAACCCCUUGUGUGGCUGCGAAAAGCGGUCAGGACCUGAUUUAAUCAAGUGCCCACAAUAUACAAACUUCCAAACUUUACAAGAUGAAUGAUACGCGCAAUAAAAAAGAGAAAAAUCAGCAUAUCCAAGUCUUCGCUCGAGUAAGACCUCUGAACAAUGCGGAAAAAACAAGCAAGUCUCCAGUGGUGGUUGAUGUGCCAUCUAACAAAGAAAUCAUUGUUAAAGAAAGGCCACAAGAUAAGCUAACAAAAAAAUUUACAUUUGAUAAAACAUUUGGACCAUUGUCUAAACAGAUUGAUGUUUACAAUGCUGUUGUUAGUCCGCUUCUUGAUGAAGUUUUGGCUGGUUACAAUUGUACUGUUUUUGCAUAUGGACAAACGGGCACUGGAAAAACUUUUACAAUGGAAGGAGCUUGUAAUGACCCCUCAUUACAUUGGCAAACAGAUUCUGCAGCUGGUAUAAUUCCAAGGGCAUUGAGUCAUUUGUUUGAUGAAUUGAGGAUGUUAGAAGCCCAGGAAUAUUCUGUUAGAGUGAGUUUCUUAGAACUAUACAAUGAAGAGCUGUUUGAUCUUUUAUCCCCAAAUGAUGAUGCUUCAAAAAUCAGAAUUUUUGAAGAUGCAUCAAGAAAAGGUGCAAUAAUUAUUCAUGGCUUAGAAGAAGUUACAGUACACAAUAAAUCUGAAGUGUACAAAAUUUUGGAAAAAGGAUCUGAGAAACGCCAAACUGCUGCCACUUUAAUGAAUGCUCACUCAAGUCGUUCUCAUACAGUAUUUUCUAUAACUGUUCACAUUAAAGAAAAUACAGUAGAUGGAGAAGAAUUACUCAAAACAGGAAAACUUAACUUAGUAGAUUUAGCUGGCAGUGAAAAUGUUGGAAGAUCUGGCGCAGUUGAUAGAAGAGCUAGAGAAGCUGGCAAUAUUAAUCAGUCACUUUUAACUCUCGGAAGAGUUAUCACUGCCUUGGUUGAGAGGGCCCCUCAUGUACCAUAUAGAGAAUCCAAAUUGACAAGACUGCUUCAAGAGUCACUUGGUGGUAGAACAAAAACUUCUAUCAUAGCUACAAUAUCUCCUGCAAGUAUCAAUAUAGAAGAAACCCUUUCUACUUUGGAUUAUGCCCAUAGAGCCAAAAACAUUACAAAUCGACCUGAAAUCAAUCAAAAGCUUUCAAAGAAAGCUUUAUUAAAAGAAUAUACUGAAGAAAUUGAAAGAUUACGACGCGAUUUGCUAGCAACACGUGAACGUAAUGGUGUAUAUUUAGCUCAAGAAAAUUAUAAUGAAAUGCAAUCAACAAUUGAAGCUCAGGGUAAAGAAAUUGAAGAAAAGAUCAAUCAUAUAAAAGCUCUAGAAGAAACAAUGCGAGAUAAAGAGAAAAUUUUUGAAGAUAUGAAAGUGGAAUUUGAAACUACAACUCAUACUUUGGUUAAAACAAAAGAAAAAUUAAUAUCUACAAAAAAUGAUUUAAUCACAACUAAAACGGAAUUGCAUGAAACUACUUAUGACAGAGAUUUGCAUAAACAUUUAGUAGAAAAACAUGUUUCAACGGAACAGGAGCUUUUAAAUCAAGCUAAAACAUUAUUAAAUGUUGCUGAAACGGCGACUACUGACACAGUAAAACUACAUGAGAAAAUUGAUCGGAAAAAACGAGUAGAAGAAGAAAAUGAAAAUUUAGGUCAACAGUUUAAGCAUAAAAUGAUGAACCGUUUUGAAAGCAUGCAAAAAGAUUUAAACAGUUAUGGUGAAGAACUAUCUAGUUUUUGUUCUUCUCUUAAAACCCAAAUAGAAUCUGUAGCCAAUCAUCAAAACAAUGUAAUUAAUGUUACUCUUAAUCACAUUGGGAAUGAUCUUGUUCAACAAGAAAAAGUCAUUUCUAAUAACCUGGUUACGAGUACACAUAGUUUACAUGACGAAUAUCAUUCUUGGAUACUUACGCAAGUUGAAAAAACUACUGAUGUGACACAACAGGAACGUUGGGCACUUCAAAAUAUCGUAAAUAAAAUAUCACCGAAAAUUCGAGAACUUGUCGAGAAUAAAGUUACUGAAAAUUUGAGGGCUUUGCAUAAUGAAACAGCACUAAAACUGAUGAACCUUUCUAAUACUGUUAAGAAAUCAAUGGAUGACUAUUGCAGGGAUUUAUUAGAAGAUCGAGAUAAUUUGACCAAAGAGAUUCAGGAUUUAAAAAAAACCGUACAAGUUGCAGUUGAAAGUCAAAAUCGAGUAGUUAAUAAUGAACAAGCUUUUGCAAAAAUGUUUACGGAUUUAAAAUUACAAUUUGAUAAUACCUGGAAAAAGUAUGAAACAUUAUCUGGAGACAAUAAGUAUAAUCAUUCCACUGUAAUAAACAAAUUUCAAGAAAUUCAAGCUCAAAGUGAUAAAAUUAUUGAAAUCAAUAAUGAAAAAUAUUCUAACAACUUGAGCAAAGAGAAGGCAAUUGAGAAUCAAAUUGAAAAUCAGGCCAACCAAAUCAGAAAAGAAGUUUCAACUGCUUUAGAAUAUAACUGGAAUUUGGCUGAGAGUUCAAUAGUUCAAAGUAUUGGAGUAAUAAAUCAAUUAGAAGGAGACAUCAAUGCAUCUCGUCAAGCUUUGUCAUCUUUCAAAGAUACCACUGAGUCAUGCGCUAAAGAUUUGCAACUUAAAUUUGAUCAAGAAAAAGAAGCAAUACUAUCAACAGCGCAGGAUUAUCAUCAAAUGAUUUCAAAUGCAAGUGAAAAACAUACGCGAUUCAUGGAAGAACAGCGUACGGUGACACUCAAUAAUUUAGGUGCGAUGAAUUCUAAAGUUGAUGACGAAGUUUCCACAUCAUCUGACUGGCAAAACAAAUUAUCUUCAGGGUUACAUGAAACUUAUGGAACCAUUGACAAGUUUAUUUCAGAAGACCUUCAUCAUGAUGUCCCAACAGGUACGACUCCAGCUCGGCGAGACUUUCAUUUCCCACGAUCGUUGGUUGCGACUUCACCACAUGAUAGGAUUAUCAAGAGAUUCCGCGAAAUCACUAAACCCCACGAAUAUUCAGACACUGAAGAUGAUAAUACCAUUAUAGAAAUGUCGUCUCCGGCUUUAAAUGGCAGAAAUAGUGUAAUAUCUACGACGUCUCCAAUGCCAACCAAAAUAAAUCAUGUAACAACAUCUACACCUCGUAGUGCAUCAAAAUUAAGAAUUCCCGUAAUGUAUAGUAGUAAUAAUUGUAGUCUUAUAAAAUCUGCUUCAACUUCAGAUCUCUCUCUCGCCGCUAAAGCGCAACUUGAUUCAACAACUAUGUCUGAGUCCGGAGUAGGAAAAGUUCGAGACAAUAAAGAGAACGGAGAUGAUGAAUUUGUGAAACCUGAUAAGAAGCCUAAGCGAUUAUCUAAGACUAGAAGCUUGAAUAGAAGGGUUCUUGGAUCUUAUAAUUAGAAAUUUGUAAAUCUUAAUUACAGGUAUGAUGGCAUCCGGCAUACGAUUGAAAAUUGUAAUAUUUAAAUUUAAAUGAUUUUGUUUGUCAAAGAAUCUAAUUAGUUAAGUAGAUUGUAGAUGUUUUUAUCAGCACGCAUGACAUUGUUUCGAGGCAGAUAUGUUGCGAGUCAGUUUGUAGAACUUCUCGGCAAUUGAAAAAACAUACUUAUUUUAUACGUAUGUACUCAAUAAAAUAUAUUUUGACGCAUCGUUACCUUUUUUGUCAACGUUUUUUCACUUGAAUAAGUUUUCAAAAAUGUAAAAAGUGUUGUUGACAUCAAACAAUUUUGAUUGAGCUCUUUUUCAUUUCAACGGGCCAAAAUGAUGUAUUUAUCAAAAACAGCUGUAUGUUAUUAAAUAGUCUAAUUUUUUUCAUUUUUAUAAGUGUAUAUAAUUAUAUACUAAGUCAACGGCUUGCUUGAUUCAAAUUGUCAUUAUGUCCUCUCAAACCAUUUGUAGUGCGAUUUUUCCGAUUUUAUAUCUCUUAUAAAUUCUGCAAUAGACCCGAGAAAGUUUUAUGUUAAACUCGGGGUAUGCAAUAAACUUGUUUUUGUUUGGUAUUGUAAAAUUCUGAUACCGGUUGGAAUCUCAUUAUUUUAUAUCGUCACUGCUCAAAAAAAUUUUCGAUAAAGAAAAGACCAAUUUUAUAUUAA
Messenger RNA from Trichogramma pretiosum, 4254 nucleotides. RefSeq names its product kinesin-like protein Klp61F (gene Klp61F). Lineage: Eukaryota; Metazoa; Arthropoda; Insecta; Hymenoptera; Trichogrammatidae. Gene Ontology annotation, cellular component: nucleus; spindle microtubule. The record is from RefSeq and is a predicted model, not a curated record. Gene Ontology annotation, molecular function: plus-end-directed microtubule motor activity; ATP binding; microtubule binding. Gene Ontology annotation, biological process: microtubule-based movement; mitotic spindle assembly. The transcript is spliced from 15 exons. The coding region runs from base 257 to 3562 and encodes 1101 amino acids.